AUGACUCGCCCCAGCUCAUUGUCUUCAAACGACUCUUAUCAACUUGCUCAGCUGGCGGUACUCGUCAUUUCUGGAUUAAGGUCUAGCACUGAAUCUUGGUCCACUAUCGACAAAUGCGAAAAGACAACACAACACUGGAACUUGCUCUUCUUUUGCAACCGGCUCAUCACAAUCACCAAGAGUUCAUGUGCUUCCGUACGCCUUGCACUUCUAUAUCUUUUUCGUUUACGAGUUACGGUUCCCCUUGACAAAGCACCAUGGACAUGGAAGGAUACUCGGCUUUUUACGGUGGUUUUGAUGCUUGCGUCUAAAUUCUUAGAGGAUACAACAUACGACUCCAAGGCAUGGGCAGAAUAUAGCAAGAUUCCUUUAUCCGAUCUCAACAAGGUGGAACGUGAAAUGAUGUUCAUUCUUGACUACAAGCUUCAUGUAUCACAAGACUACUAUCUUGAAUGGGUCAAACAUUGUGAAAUGCUGAUGCAUGCACAAUCUGCAGACGAUGCGACAAACGACGACGUAUCCAAGCAACACCGCAUCAACAAGUCCGAAUCAUCCAUUCAUGCAUCAUCAUCACCAUCAUCACCAUCUACUCUUUCACCACUCGUCUCUUCAAUGAAUGCCAUCAGAAUCAGCGGAACAAAACGUUCUCAUCAUUCCAUCACUGCUGACGAUGAUAAAGAUGCUUUACCACCUGCAUUGAAACGCCAAAGCGUGAAACAACAACAACAACAGCAACCCAUCAUGCCAAGAAGCAAUACAACAACGACAACGACAUCUACACCCAUCACCAAUGAAAAGACACUAUCACCAGCAAACAGCCUUGUGAAACGAUCGGCAUGUGAUAGUGCGGUGGCAUUACCAUCAGCCAAGCGACGUGCACAACAUCUUGGUCCUUCUAUUACGCAAUCACUCCGAAUGUUGACUAUCGUUUGA
Lichtheimia ornata is the source of this 933-nucleotide messenger RNA. RefSeq lists its product as uncharacterized. Lineage: Eukaryota; Fungi; Mucoromycota; Mucoromycetes; Mucorales; Lichtheimiaceae. The transcript is spliced from 2 exons. The record is from RefSeq and is a predicted model, not a curated record. The coding region runs from base 1 to 933 and encodes 310 amino acids. Gene Ontology annotation, biological process: regulation of cyclin-dependent protein serine/threonine kinase activity. Gene Ontology annotation, cellular component: nucleus; cyclin-dependent protein kinase holoenzyme complex. Gene Ontology annotation, molecular function: cyclin-dependent protein serine/threonine kinase regulator activity; protein kinase binding.